AUUUGAAGAAUUGCAUGCUCUAUCUUAAUAAAUAUCCUGAGGGCUACAAAAUCAGCAAGGAUGCUUUGGUGAAGGCAUGGGUGGCUGAAGGUUUUAUCAAUGUAACAAAGGACCUUGGCAUGGAGAAAGUUGCAGCAAGAUAUUUCGACGAACUUAUUGGUAGAAGAUUCAUCCAACCUAUUGAAAUCAACUACAAUGAUGAGGUGUCAUCCUGUACAGUUCAUGACUUGGUACGCGAUCUAAUUGCACAAAAGUCUGCAGAUGAGAAUUUCAUAGUGAUAAUAGAUGGUUAUCGAAAGAAUGUGGGGCUCAUUGAUAAGGUUCGACGACUUUCUGUUCAGUUUUUCUAUUCGAAAUAUACAAAGGUGCCAUCAAAUAUCAAAAGAUCACAAGUUCGUUCACUUACCUUUUUUGGACUGUUAAGGUGUAUGCCUUCUAUUACAGACUUUAAGCUUAUUCGUGUUUUAAACCUUCAAUUAGUUGGUCAUCUCGGUGAGAACACAUUAGACCUCACUGGGAUUUCUGUACUGUUUCAACUGAAAUAUUUGAAGAUUGUGUGCGAUAUCUGCAUUGAACUACCAAACCAAAUGCGAGGGCUACAACUCUUGGAAACAAUGGACAUGAAAACGAAACUCACUGCUGUUCCAUGGGAUGUUUUCCAUCUGCCAGGCUUGCUGCAUCUCUAUCUUCUCUUAGAGCCAAAUCUGCUGGACUGGAUUGGACAGAUGAAAUCUACCAUUACACUGGAUGCGAGCAGUAACUCAUCACAGGGCAAUCUGAACAACCUGCAGGAUAUUUGUCUCAGCUGUUGUGCAUUGCCUUCUGAACAUCUACAAAGAAACAUGGAAACACUGGGAUCUUUACUUGGGGCAGUCAGCAAUCUGAAAACACUCUCUAUAGUUUCUAGCAGUAAUCAAAAUGUUGAUAUGGUUUCCGGAACCUCAGAUGCAACUGUUGCUUGGGAUUUCUUGACACCUCCUCGUUUUCUGCAGAGAUUUGAGUGGCUUCUACAUGAUUGCAUCUUCUCCAAAAUUCCCGAAUGGAUUGGAGAACUUGACAACCUCUGCAUUUUAAAUAUUGCAGUAAGGGAACUUGUCAAGAAUGGCAUUAAUAUUCUCAGGGGAUUGCCUGCCCUCACUUCUCUGUCAUUGAAUGUGCAUACAACGUCCAUUGAAAAGGUCAUCUUUGACAAGGGGGGAUUCUCAGUUCUAAAGUACUUGGAGUUCAGAUGCAGUGCACCUUGGCUGAAAUUUGAGUCGGAUGCAUUGCCUAAUCUCAGGAAGCUCAAGUUAGUCUUUAAUUCCCUCUUUGAAAAUAUACAUGGCACUGCACCCAUCAGCAUCGAACACUUGUCAUGCCUCGAGGAGAUCUCUGCAAAAAUUAGGGGUGGGGGCAAUGUAGAGUUUCCAUUAACAUCUGCUAUUAGCAAUCAUCCAGGCAACCCUAGAAUCAAUUUUCAGUUGGUGGAUGGGGUUUUUUACGGCGAUGAAGACGAAGAACAUGCAACUCCAACUAUGGGAUUGGAAGUUCCUCACAACGGCACGUGA
This is a messenger RNA of Oryza sativa Japonica Group (Japanese rice), 1547 nucleotides long. Lineage: Eukaryota; Viridiplantae; Streptophyta; Magnoliopsida; Poales; Poaceae. The record is from RefSeq and is a predicted model, not a curated record.